This is a messenger RNA of Neopsephotus bourkii (Bourke's parrot), 5123 nucleotides long. Its product is annotated as neurexin-2-like. The record is from RefSeq and is a predicted model, not a curated record. The transcript is spliced from 22 exons. The coding region runs from base 33 to 5114 and encodes 1693 amino acids. NCBI's taxonomy places the organism in Eukaryota, Metazoa, Chordata, Aves, Psittaciformes, Psittacidae.
CCCAUGUAGAGCCCAAGGUCAACCACAGCCCCAUGGCCCAUGUAGAGCCCAAGGUCAACCUCAGCCCCAUGGCACGCAUGGACUUGAAGGCCCCCCAAGACUCUGUGUCCACCCAGGGCCCCACAGCCCACUUAGAGCCGGACUUCCACACCCCCCCCCCAUCCCAUCGAUGUCCCCGGCUCCCUUCAGGCCCCCACCUGAGCUUGGUGCUGCUGACUUUGGGGUCCCUCCUGCUCCCAGCAGCCUCGGGGGCCGCGCUGGAGUUCGGGGGCGCCCCGGGCCAAUGGGCGCGUUACGAGCGUUGGGCGCCGGGUGCCGGCGCUCAACUGAGCUUCAGCUUCAAGACCAACAUCACCCGGGCCCUGCUGCUCUACCUGGACGACGGCGGCAACUGCGACUUCCUGGAGCUGCUGGUGGCCGAGGGGCGGCUGCGCCUGCGCUUCGCCAUCGCCUGCGCCGAGCCGGCCACGGUGCAGCCGCCGGCGGUGGUGAGCGACGGCCGCUGGCACAUGGUGCUGCUGACCCGCAACGCGCGCGAGACCGCGCUGGCCGUGGACGGGGACGCGCGCGCCGGCGCCGUGCGCUCCAAGCGCGCCGAGAUGCUGGUGGCCAGCGACCUGUUCGUGGGGGGGAUCCCGCCGGACGUGCGCCUCUCGGCGCUCACCCUCAGCACCGUCAAGUACGAGGCCCCCUUCCGGGGCUGGGUGGCCAACCUGAAGGUGGGCGAGGUCCCCGCGGCGCUGCUGGGCGCCCAGGGCGUGCGGGGAGAGGGGCAGGAGCGCUGCGCGCGCCACCCGCCCUGCGCCCACGGAGGCCGCUGCACCCUGCGCCGAGGGGAGCCCCAGUGCGACUGCGCCGGCACCGGGCACCGCGGGCCCUUCUGCGCCGAAGAGGAAGAACCGGCUGUGGAAGGCCCCGCCCACCUGCGAGUCACCGGCCAAGGGCCCGCCGAGGUCACCGAGGGGGGAACCGGCCCCGGCGCCGGAGAGAUCCAGCAGGCGGCGAAAGGCCGGGACGAGUACGUGGCCACCUUCAAGGGCAACGAGUUCUUCUGCUACGACCUCUCGCACAACCCCAUCCAGAGCAGCACGGACGAGCUGACGCUGUCGUUCCGCACGGCGCAGCGCAACGGGCUGCUGCUGCACACGGGCAAGGCGGCCGACUACGUCAACCUCUCGCUCAAGAGCGGCGCCGUCUGGCUCGUCAUCAACCUGGGCUCGGGCGCCUUCGAGGCGCUGGUGGAGCCCGUCAAUGGCAAGUUCAAUGACAACGACUGGCACGACAUCCGCGUCACCCGCAACCUGCGGCAGCACGCAGGGAUCGGACACGCUAUGGUAAACAAACUGCAUUACCUGGUGACGAUCUCGGUGGACGGGAUCCUGACCACGACCGGGUACACGCAGGAGGACUACACCAUGCUGGGCUCCGACGACUUCUUCUACGUGGGGGGGUCCCCCAACACCGCCGACCUCCCGGGGUCCCCCGUCAGCAACAACUUCAUGGGGUGCCUCAAGGACGUGAUCUACAAGAACAACGACUUCAAGCUGGAGCUGUCGCGCCUGGCGCAGGAGGGGGACGCGCGCGUGACCCUGCACGGGGCCCUGCUCUUCCGCUGCGAGCCCGUGGCCGCGCCGGAGCCCGUCACCUUCGGCACCCCCCAGGCCUUCCUGGCGCUGCCGCCCUGGCCGCCCGCCCGCACCGGCUCCGUCUCCUUCGACUUCCGCACCACGGAACCCAACGGGCUCCUGCUGCUGGGGCAGGGGCAGGCGCCGGGGCCCGGCCCCCCCCGGCCCCACUUCCUGGCGCUGGAGCUGCUGGACGGGCACCUCUACCUGCUGCUGGCCAUGGGCGCCGGGGACACGCGGCUCCGCGCCAGCGCCCGCAAGGUCACCGAUGGGGAGUGGUGCCACGUGGACGUGCAGCGGGACGGGCGCAGAGGCUCCGUCUCCGUCAACAGCCGCCGGACCCCGUUCCUGGCGGGGGGCGAUGCUGAGGAGCUCUGGUUGGACGCGGGGCUCUUCCUGGGGGGGGCCCCCCCGGGCUCCCCGCUGCCCCCCGCGCUCUGGGCCGCGCCGCGGGGGGGGUUCGUGGGCUGCGUGCGCGACCUCGCCAUCCACGGCCGCGCGCGGGACCUGCCCGCGCUGGCGGCGGCGCGCCCGCACCCCGGCGUGGCGCCCUCGUGCGUGCGGCAGCCCGCGCGGCACUGCGACAGCGCCCCCUGCCGGCACGGAGGACUCUGCCGAGAGGGCUGGAACCGCUUCACCUGCGACUGCCUCGGGACCGGGUACCUGGGAGCGCGCUGCGAGACCGAGGCGGCGGUGCUCAGCUACGACGGCAGCGCGUACCUGAAGGUGCUGGUGCCGGGCACGGCGCAGAGCGAGGCCGAGGACGUGGCCCUGCGCUUCCGGUCCCCCCGUGCCUACGGCCUGGUCCUGGCCACCACAUCCGGGCACUCGGCCGAUUCCCUGCGCCUGGAGCUGGAUGGGGCCCGCAUGAAGCUCACCGUGAACCUGGACUGCGUGCGCGUGGGCUGCAACCCCAGCAAGGGCCCCGAGACGCUCUAUGCGGGGCAGAAGCUGGAUGACAACGAGUGGCACUCGGUGCGGGUGCUGCGGCGCGGGCGCAGCCUCCAGCUCUCCGUGGACAACGUCACCGUGGAAGGGCAGAUGUCGGGCUCCCACGUGCGCCUCGAGUACCACAACAUCGAGACGGGGAUGGUGACGGAGCGGCGCUUCCUGGCCGCGGUGCCCUCCAACUUCCUGGGCCACCUGAGCGGGCUCCUCUUCAACGGGCAGCCCUACCUGGACCUCUGCAAGAACGGGGACAUCAGCUCCUGCGAGCUCAACGCCCGCUUCGGCCACCGCAGCAUCGUGGCCGACCCGGUGGCCUUCCGGGGCCGCGGCUCCUACGUGGCGCUGCCCACGCUCCAGGCCUACUCCUCCAUGCACCUCUUCUUCCAGUUCAAGACCACGGCGCCCGACGGCCUCAUCCUCUUCAACGGCGGCAACGGGAACGACUUCCUGGUGGUGGAGCUGGUGAAGGGGUACAUCCAUUACGUGUUCGACCUGGGGGACGGCCCCUCCCUCAUGAAGGGGAACUCGGAGCAGGCGCUGCACGACGGCCGCUGGCACGAGGUGGCGGUGGCGCGCGACGGCGGCGCCGUGCACGCGCUGCGCGUGGACGGGCGCCACGUGACCCAGCACGGGCAGGCGGGGCGGAGCCUCGACCUCAAGGGGGAGCUCUACGUCGGGGGCGCGAGCCGGGCGCUCCUGGGCCGCCUGCCCAAGCUGGUGGCGUCGCGGGGGGGCUUCCAGGGCUGCUUGGGCUCCCUGGACCUCAACGGGCGCCUGCCCGACCUGCUCGGGGACGCCCUGCAGAGAGUGGGGCACGUCCAGCGCGGCUGCGACGGCCCCAGCACCACGUGCACGGAGGAGUCGUGCUCGCACCAGGGCGUCUGCCUGCAGCAAUGGGAGGGCUUCAGCUGCGACUGCUCCAUGACCGCGCAUGGGGGAGCCUCCUGCACCGAGCCGGGUACCACGUACAUCUUCGGCCGCGGCGGGGGCCUCAUCACGUACACGUGGCCCCCCAACGAGCGGCCGAGCACCCGCGCCGACCGCCUGGCGCUGGGCUUCAGCACGAGGCAGCGCGACGCGGUCCUGCUGCGGGUGGAGAGCGCUGCGGGGCUGGGGGACUUCCUGCAGCUCCACAUCGCUGAGGGGGCCGUGGGGGUGCUCUUCAACGUGGGCACCGAGGACAUCGCCCUGGAGGAGCGCGCGGCCCCCGUCAGCGACGGCCGCUUCCACGUCGUGCGCUUCACCCGCAGCGGGGGCAACGCCACCCUGCAGCUGGACGGGGGCCCCCUGCACGAGCGCUACCCCCCAGGCAGCGGGGACAGCGAGCGGCUGGCGCUGGCGCGGCAGCGCAUCCCCUUCCGCCUGGGGCGGGUGGUCGAUGAGUGGCUGCUCGACAAAGGCCGCCAGCUCACCAUCUUCAACAGCCAGGCCUCGGUGCGCGUCGGGGGCCGGGACCGGGGCCGCCCCUUCCAGGGCCAGCUCUCGGGGCUCUACUACAACGGCCUCAAGCUCCUGGCGCUGGCGGCCGAGGGGCACCCCCGGGUGCGCGUCGAGGGCGACCUCCGCCUCGUGGGGGCGGCCCCGCCCCCGCCCCCCCCCGCCCCCCCCGGGGCUACCCCCGCCCCCCCGGACAUGGCCACCACCAUCAUGGAGACCACCACCACCAUGGCCACCACCACCACGCGCAGAGGGCGCUCGCCCACCCUGCGGGACACCGUGGCACAGAACACGGAUGAUUUGCUGGUGGCCUCGGCCGAGUGCCCGAGCGACGACGAGGACCUGGAGGAGUGCGAGCCGGGCACAGGCGGUGAAUUGGUGCUGCCGGCGGCCCCGGUGGGGGGGGGCCCCGUGUCCCCCCCUCCUCGCCCCGCGGGGUCCCCCCGCUCGCCCGCAUCGUGCGGCCCCGACUGCGAGGAGCCCUCGGGCUUCGCCUCGGGGGAAGCGGCCGAUCCCAACGCGCCCCCUGCCGACGACGAGGACUUCGGCGGAGGAGAAACCCCCCCCCCGCGCCGCCCCACCGACGGCGGCUCCGCCCACACCCAGCCCGGCCCCGGGGCCGUCACCGUGGCCACGGUGGUGGCCGCUCCGCUCCCGGGGCUGGUGCCCGCCGGGGAACGGCACCCGCGGGAGGGCUCGGCGGGGCGCGGGAGGGUGACGGGAGCCCCCGUGACCGCUCGCCCCGGUGCUGUCCCCACAGCCGCGGUCCCCGGCGCCGUGGAGGUGGUGCGCGAAGCCGGCGGCACCACGGGGAUGGUGGUGGGCAUCGUGGCGGCCGCGGCGCUCUGCAUCCUCAUCCUGCUCUACGCCAUGUACAAGUACCGCAACAGGGACGAGGGCUCCUACCAGGUGGACCAGAGCCGCCAUUACAUCGGGGCCGCCGCUACGGGCAACGCCGCCAACGCCGCCAGCGUUACCCAAGGGGGGGGCCCCAACGCAGCCGCUACCCCCGGUGGGGGGACCCCCAAGGAGAAAGCCCCCCCCGCGCCCCCCAAGGCGCCCGGCAAGGCCCGGCGGAACAAGGACAAGGAGUACUAUGUCUGACGGGGGGGG